Pungitius pungitius (ninespine stickleback) is the source of this 5157-nucleotide messenger RNA. RefSeq names its product Rho GTPase activating protein 5 (gene arhgap5). Gene Ontology annotation, molecular function: GTPase activator activity. NCBI's taxonomy places the organism in Eukaryota, Metazoa, Chordata, Actinopteri, Perciformes, Gasterosteidae. Bases 590 to 5137 code for a protein of 1515 amino acids. The record is from RefSeq and is a predicted model, not a curated record. Gene Ontology annotation, biological process: Rho protein signal transduction; regulation of cell size. The transcript is spliced from 7 exons. Gene Ontology annotation, cellular component: cytosol.
GAGAGGGAGGGGGAGAGAGGGAGACCUACCCUGAAUGGAAAGGCAGAGCGACACAGACUGAGAGCGAGUGGAGGGGGGAGAGAGAGAGAGAGGGAGGGAGGGAGAGAGAGGGAGUCGCCAUUGCUGUCUCUCCGCUGAGAGGGAGGGAGGGCAGCGGGGGAGAGGAGCAGGUUUCGGCUUACAUCGCAUACCUCUCCGGACGACUCUGCAACUCGCCGGACCGCUCGGAACCGCGCGGGACUCCCCCGGCAGCCGAACCCGACGCGGCACCGACCGGGACACCGCGAGGACCGUGGAUGUUAACAGACGGAGUUUGGCUCCCUCUCGCCCGGUGACGCGGGGACGCUUUCUCCUCUCUUCCCGUGGUAUGUGGAUCCGGGAGCGACCAUGUUACGAGGCAGGUGAGAGACGGAGGAGCCGGCAGUUCGAUCCCGUCUCAAAGGAGAGAAGCUGAGAGCGACAGAGGCCCCUGACCCCCACCGAGGGGAACUCGACGCGCCUCCGUGCCACUGAUGAGCAGAACUGGAAUGAUAACUUGACCCUUUUUUUUCCUGGAAGUGACCAAGCCAGCGAUGAGCGGGGGGAUAUAAUGGCCAGGAACAAGGAUGCGCGGCCCCCGUCGUUCGCCGUCAGCGUGGUCGGCCUCUCGGGGACGGAGAAGGAGAAGGGGAACUGCGGCGUUGGCAAGUCCUGCCUGUGCAACCGGUACAUCCGGCCCAAUGCGGACGGCUACUACUCGGAGCACACCUCGGUGCUGAGCACCAUAGACUUUGGGGGGCGUGUCGUCAACAAUGACCACUUCCUGUACUGGGGAGAGGUGUCCCAUCGGGGGGACGACGGGCUGGACUGUAAAAUACAGGUCAUCGAACAGACCGAGUUCAUCGAUGACCAGACUUUUCUUCCUCAUCGGAGCACGAACCUGCAGCCGUACACCAAGCGGGCGGCGGCCACCAAGCUCCAGUCGGCGGAGAAGCUCAUGUACAUCUGCACGGACCAGCUGGGCCUGGAGCAGGACUUCGACCAGAAGCAGAUGCCCGACGGGAAGCUGAGCAUCGACGGCUUCGUGCUCUGCAUCGACGUCAGCAAGGGCUGCAACAGGAAGUUCGACGACCAGAUGAAGUUUGUCAACAGCCUCUAUUCCCACAUCGUCAAGUCGAAGAAGCCCAUCGUGGUCGCCGCCACCAAGUGCGACGAGUGCGUGGACCAGCACCUGAGGGACCUGCACGCCUUCGUCGCCGGCAAGAAGAACCUUCUGCUGAUCGAGACGUCGGCGCGCUCCAACGUCAACGCCGAGGUCUGCUUCAACGCCCUCAUCCAGCAGCUGGACAAGACCAGAGGGAAGCCGAAGACGGUGUCCUACCUGGAGGCCUACAAAGUCCAACGCCAGCUCGUUGCCUCGCUGACGGACAGAUUUGAGAAGCUGAUAGUUCACACCGUGAGGGACUACCACGUCACGUGGAAAGCGGUGAUCAAUAACAUGAAGGGCCAGGCCGACUACGACGACUUCAUCACGUUGGAGGGCUCCCGCAAAGCACUCGCCAUGUUCACCAAGCACAUUGCACAGCUGAAGCAGGAGCACAUCAGGCGGCGGAGGGAAGAGUACCUGACGACGCUGCCCAAAACCCUCAACAACCUCCUCAAUAACCUGGACGAGGUGGAACACCUCUCCUGGCCCGAGGCGCGGAGCGUGAUCCGGAACCGGCCUGAUUUCCAGUACUGGUUCGUGGUUCUGGAGCAGACGCCCUGGGACGAGACGGACCACAUAGCCGUGAGCGACCGCAGGAUACCCUUCGACCUCCUGGACACGCCGGACGGAGAGCGAAUCUACCACAACCACGUCCAGCACUUGCUGUCUGAGAAGAGACGGGUGGAGAUGAAGGAGCGCUUCAAGAAGACGCUGGACAGGGUUCACUUCAUCAGCGCGGGGCAGCCGUGGGAGGAAGUCAUGUGCUUUGUCAUGGAGGACGAGGCCUACAAGUACAUCACGGAAUCAGAUAGGCGGGAUGUUUACUGUAGACACCAGCAGGAAAUAGUCGAAAGGGCCAAGGAGGAUUUUCAGGAAAUGCUCUUUGAACACGCCGAGUUGUUCUACGACUUGGAUCUGAACGCCACCCCCAGCUGUGACAAGAUGAGCGAAAUCCACUGUGUGCUGAAUGAGGAGCCCAGAUACAGAGCCCUGCAGAAGCUUGCCCCAGAUAGAGAGUCUCUGCUUCUCAAACACAUUGGCUUCGUUUACCACCCCACCAAGGAGACGUGCCUGAGUGGGCAGAACUGUGUGGAUCUGAAAGUGGAGCAGGUUCUAGCCAACAGGCUGGUGCAGCUCGACCACGGGCGCUCUAAUCUCUACUAUAACAGCGCCAACGUCGAUAAGAUCAACCUCUGCCUCCUGGGAAGGGAGGGCCUCUCGCAGGAGCUGGCCAAUGAGAUCAGAGCUCAGUCCACAGACGACGAGUACACCCUGGACGGUAAAAUCUACGAGCUGGAGCUGCUCGCCGUGGACGUCAACUCCACGCUGCUCUUCAGCCACACGUGGGUCGCCACCUUCAAGCCACACGGCUGCUUCUGCGUCUUCAACUCCAUCGAGUCCCUCAACUGCAUCGGGGACUGCAUAGGCAGGAUCAGGGCGGAGAUGGCACAGAGCAGGAGGGAGCGCUUCGCUCAGCCGCUGCCCUUCGUCCUCAUCCUGGCCAACCAGAGGGACAGCGUUUGCAAGAACAUCCCCAUCCUGAGGCACCAGGGCCAGCAGCUGGCCAACAAGCUGCAGUGCACCUUCGUGGACGUCCCCCCCGGCGCCUUCCCGCGUAAGUUCACCGAGUUCCAAGUCAAGCAGGGCCUCCGCGCGGCGCUGGACGGGCUGAAGCACAGCUUCGACGUCCUGGCCCCGCUGCCCUCCAUCAAGGACAUGUCGGAGACGGACCUCAGGAUCGUCAUGUGUGCCAUGUGCUGGGACCCUUUCAGCGUGGACCUCAUCCUCUCGCCCUUCCUGGACUCGCACUGCUGCAGCGCGGGUCAACCCGGCCAGAGCAACACGCUGAUCCUGGACAAGAUCAUCGGGGACAGCAGGCGCAGGAUCCAGGUCACCGUCCUCUCCUACCACACCGCCAUCGGCGUCCGCAAGGACGAGCUGGUGCACGGCUACAUCCUGGUCUACUCCGCCAAGCGCAAGGCCUCCAUGGCCACGCUGCGGGCCUUCCUGGCCGAGGUGCAGGACGUGAUCCCCGUGCAGAUGGUGGCCAUCACGGACAGCCAGGCGGACUUCUUUGAGAACGACGCCAUCAAGGAAUUGAUGACGGAGGGGGAGCACAUCGCCACGGAGAUCGCCGCCAAGUUCACGGCGCUCUACUCGUUGUCGCAGUACCACCGGCAGACGGAGGUCUUCACGCCCUUCUUCAACGAAGUGCUGGAGAAGAAGCCGAACAUCGAGAGCUCCUUCCUGUUCGACAGCUCGUCGCGGGAGGGCCCCGCGGGCGCCGGCGAGGACGUGUUUCCCACCUCGCCCCACAGCCACUCGCCCGCCUACCACAACGCCUAUUACCCGGAAUCCGACGACGACAACGAGGCCCCCCCGCCGUACAGCCCCAUCGGCGACGACGUGCAGCUGCUGCCCACGCCCAGCGAGCGGGCCAAGUACCGCAUCGACCUCGAGGGCAACGAGUACCCGGUCCACAGCACGCCGGUCGGGGAGCACGAGCGCAACCACAAGGUGCCGCCGCCCGUCCGCCCCAAGCCGCUGCUCCCCAAGCCCAACGUCAAGAAGCUGGACCCCAACCUGCUCAAAACCAUCGAGGCCGGCAUGCGCAGCAACCGCAGGGCGCCGCGCGGCCCGCAGCACGGCGGCGGCGGCGGCGAGGACCCGGAGGCGUCGGACAACUACGCGGACCCCGUGGACACCCUGCUGAGGUCCAGGGCCUUGCACAGCGACGACAUCUACGCCGUGCCCGACGACGCACACAGCCGCCUGGUCAGAAUCAGGAACUCCUUCGGCGGGCUGCACGGCCCCCACGGGGGCGGGGACGAGGAGAACGGGUUCGACAGGAAGUCUCAGGCGGGGCGGCGGCCGUCCAAAUACAAACAUCGCUCCAAGAUUCUGUUCAGCAAGACCAAAGCCUACCAGAGGCGGUUCCAGUCGGACAGCGAGGGGGAGGAGUCGGGCCCCGCCACGCAGAAGAAGAAAAAGGGAAGAGCCCACCGGGGCAGCGAGGAGGACCCGCUGCUCUCCCCCGCCGACCCCUGGAAGGGCGGCAUAGACAACCCCGCCAUCACCUCGGACCCCGAGCAGGAGGACAAGAAGAUGAAGAAGAAGAAGACGCCCAAGACGCCAAAGGAACCCAAGAAGCCGAAAUCCUCCAAGCCCCCCAAGCCUCUGUACCCCCCCACCCGGAGAACCUGGGAGAGCAACUACUUUGGCGUCCCGCUGCAGAACCUGGUGACGGCGGACCGGCCCAUCCCGCUCUUCAUCGACAAAUGCGUGGACUACAUCGAGCGCACGGGUCUGACGACUGAAGGUCUCUAUCGGGUCAGCGGGAACAAAACGGACCAGGACAACAUCCAGAAGCAGUUUGAUCAAGAUCACUGCAUUGACUUCGUGGCGAUGGACGUGGCGGUGAACGCUGCCGCCGGAGCACUGAAGGCUUUCUUUGCCGACCUCCCCGACCCGCUGAUCCCCUACAGUCUGCACCCCGAGCUGGUGGAGGCCGCAAAAAUCGUGGACUACAUCGAGCGUCUGCGGGUCUUGAAGGAGAUUGUGAAAAAGUUUCCUUCCGUUAACUACCAGGUGUUCAAAUACAUCAUCACACACCUGAACAGGGUGAGCCAGCACAGUAAGAGCACCCUGAUGACGGCGGACAACCUGUCCAUCUGCUUCUGGCCGACGCUGAUGAGGCCCGACUUCGAGAACAAGGACACGCUGUCCACCACCAAGCUCAACCAGGCCGUGGUCGAGUCCUUCAUCGUGCAGAGCGACUACUUCUUCCACGGCGCCGAGGUGGCGGAGGGUGGAGGGGGGGAGGGCGCGCCCCCCCCGGCCCCCCCGCAGCACUGCCACAGCAUGGUGGAGGCGCUGCUGCCGCUGCAGCUGCCCCCCCCGCUGCAGCCGCAGCAGAUCCAGCACCCGCUGCACCACGAGCCGCUCAUCUAGCCCCCACUUGGGGGGGGGGG